This is a messenger RNA of Trichoplax adhaerens, 1869 nucleotides long. RefSeq lists its product as uncharacterized. Gene Ontology annotation, molecular function: protein binding. The transcript has 3 exons. Bases 1 to 1869 code for a protein of 622 amino acids. Lineage: Eukaryota; Metazoa; Placozoa; Uniplacotomia; Trichoplacea; Trichoplacidae. The record is from RefSeq and is a predicted model, not a curated record.
AUGGAGGAUGAACCCGCCGUGUCCAAAUUCAAUCAAGAAAUCCAUUUCUUCUAUUUACAAGGUCAAAAAUGUAAUAAAGCUAACGAUUACCAAAAGGCACAAGAUUAUUUUGUACAAGCCCUGGAUAAAAUUAAUUCACUGUCUAGUGUUACCAAUGAAAUGGAUCUACUAAAAUGUGAAAUUUUGAAUCAAAUCGCUGAAAUAAAUGUAAUACAAAAAGAGUGGGUAAAAGCCAAUGAAUUCGCUCAAAGGGCUUGUAAUGCAGCUGAGAAAUUGUCACAACCAGCCAUAAUUGCCAAGUGUUUGGAUAUGCGAGGCGGUGUUAAAUUGCUACUUGGCGAUGCAAAUAGUGCUCUCGAUGACUUUAAGAAGGUACUCGGUAUUAAAUUAAGGUUUUCUGGAGAUACUACAGAAACUGCCAAAUUAUACGAAAGCAUUGGAAAUAUCCUUCGUGAUCAAGCUAAAUUUAAGGAAGCUCUUUCCAUGCUGAAAAUGAAACUUCAAGUUCAACAGCGAAUCCUUGAAGAAAAUGAUCCUGCUAUUGCUGAAACAUAUAGGAGCAUUGGAUUCAUCUAUAAAAGGCAACGCAAGUAUGAUGAUGCUCUAUUGAUGUAUACAAAGUCGCUCAAAAUCAAUAUUCAGAGAAUUGGAGAAGAACAUCUCGAUGUUGCUGACACCCAUUACGAUAUGGGAGAAGUAUACAAGAAGCAGAACAAGCUAAGCGAAGCUCUUUCUUCGUAUCGUAAAGCUCUUACAAUUUAUUUAACUUUAUUAGAUGAUAAGCAUCCUAAAGUUGGAAUAUCGUACAGGAACGUUGCCUGUGUUCUUGAUGAUCAGUGCAAAAUUGAUGAGGCUCUUUCUAUGUACGAAAAAUCGCUUGCAAUUCAAUUGACGUCGGUUGGUGAAGAUCAUUUAGAUACCGCAUUACUAUAUACUAAUAUUGGACGGAUCUACGGUCUUCAAACCAAGUUUGAUCAGGCAAUUUCCUCACAUCAGAAAUCGCUUAGUAUUAAGUUAAAAAUACUUGGUGACAGUCAUUUAGAUAUUGUUGAUUCUUAUAAAGGCAUGCGACGUCUAUAUAUCAAUAAGCGCAAUUUCAUGCAGGUUUUAUCCUUAUGUAAAAAGUCUCGUACAAUUCUAAUAAAAGCAUAUGGAGAAUAUCAUAACAGUGUAGCGGACUGCUAUGUCGACACAGCAGUAGCGUAUCAUGGGUUGGGUCAGUAUGAUAGUGCAAUUUCAAUGUACGAAAAGGCCAACAGAAUUUUUACUCAUAUUCACGGAGAAAAUCAUCCUUACCUUGCCAGUACUUAUACAAUGAUGGCAAUUUCAUAUGAAAACCAACAUCGAUACAAUGAUGCUGCUUCUAUGCAACAAAAAGCUACCAGUAUUCGUCAAACACUACAAGAUGGUAAUGCCAAUCAAUUAUUCGCAAAUCAAGGAGAAAAAGUUCAAAAAACAAAUCAAGUACAGAACCAGGAGAUUCCUAACCAAGAUUUAUCCGCUAUGAGAAAAAGAGCAGUAUUUGACACAUACAUGAAAGCAUUAGAACAAAGAAGUUGCCGAAAUAACCUAAUACGUGCUAUGUAUGCCGGUCCUUGCUACGUCGGUAAAUCAUCCAUUAUGAAGUUAUUUACUCAACAAGACCUUGUAAACCAUCAAUCUUCAACGCAAACUGUUGAUGAGUCUGAUAUAAUGGUCGAUCUUGAAGUUUAUGGCAUUUAUGAUCGCAGAUUAUAUGAUCUUAGUCACAUUUUGGAUGCUAAUAUUAAGGCGAUUAUUGCAUCGUUAGUUAACACUCAAGAGACAAUUCAACACCAUCGGUUACAACCUCAGCAGAUUCUCAAUCAAAGGCAGGAUAUCCGUCAGUAA